AUGGGGUCGGGCAGCGCGAUGACGCUUUCUUCUGGAUUGUUCGGCUCGCGAAAGCGUGGCCAAUGCGAGCAUACCUUUGUUUUUACGGACCAACCGGGCGUCUGCGCGAUGUGCAAGAAGCGAAUUGCGCAUGUGCGGAAUCUGGGGUAUCGCUGCACAAAGUGCGGAAUCGUACUGGAUAAAAGCUGCUUUAGGAAGGCGAUGGGAAAGGAAACGACCGUACCGAAGGAUCAGAGACCGACGAGUCUCGUGUUUUUGGAGCAUUUCCGUCUAGGGAACGUGGAGAUCGUGAUUUCAACGAAGGGCGUGAUGCACAUCAAUCUGAACAAUUUCAAUAUCGUGUUGCAGCAUCAGAUCUACAGCAACGAGCUCACGGAGUGGAGCAAAGUUUUGAAGAACGUACGAAAGGCGUACACUUCGGAGAUUUUGAAGUGCGCUCCUUCCUACAUGCUGCGAGGAUGGGGCGUGAGGAGCAGUUCGAAGCCGGUGGACUUGAAGGAGAACUGGAAGAAGCAGUCGAGCAGCGUGGACGAAAGCAACGAAGAGCUCACGACCGCUCGCAAAGAGCAAUUGCUGCUCGGGAAAACGGAUGAAAUGUGGAUUGUUUGA
Blastocystis hominis is the source of this 609-nucleotide messenger RNA. RefSeq lists its product as hypothetical. Bases 1 to 609 code for a protein of 202 amino acids. The transcript has a single exon. Lineage: Eukaryota; Bigyra; Opalinata; Blastocystidae. The record is from RefSeq and is a predicted model, not a curated record.